Hemibagrus wyckioides is the source of this 3116-nucleotide messenger RNA. Its product is annotated as prolyl endopeptidase-like. The record is from RefSeq and is a predicted model, not a curated record. Lineage: Eukaryota; Metazoa; Chordata; Actinopteri; Siluriformes; Bagridae. Gene Ontology annotation, cellular component: cytosol. The coding region runs from base 240 to 2369 and encodes 709 amino acids. Gene Ontology annotation, biological process: proteolysis. Gene Ontology annotation, molecular function: oligopeptidase activity; serine-type endopeptidase activity. The transcript has 15 exons.
GGGAGAGAGAGAGAGAGAGAGAGAGAGAGGGAAGAACAAGGGAAGAGCUAAUUUGCUUUUGCUUUCACUUUACAUUCUCGGUAGCUUAAUCACUGAGUAUCUGUGUCCACGCACAUAUACACACAUAUACACACAUAUACACAAAGAUACAAACAAACACACACACACGCUCACACACACAGACACACACUCCCAAACACAUAAGAAAGAAAUUAGCUGAAAAAUUUUGAACCUUCUACAUGGCUUUCAAAUACCCGGAAGUACGAAGAGACGAGACUAAGGUGGAGGAUUUUCAUGGUGUAAAGAUCCCUGAUCCGUACUGGUGGCUGGAGGACCCUGAUAGUGAUGAGACCAAGACAUUUGUAGAGGAACAGAAUAAACUCUCCCUACCAUUCCUGGAUCAGUGUGAGAUCCGAGAGCAGUUUCAUCAACGACUCACCGAACUGUACAACUACCCCAAAUACAGCUGCCCCUAUAAGAGAGGAAACAGGUAUUUUUACUUCCAUAACAAGGGACUGCAGAAUCAGGACGUGUUGUACGUACAGGACUCACUGGACAGUCCGGCUUCCGUCUUCUUCGAUCCCAACACGCUGUCUGAGGAUGGAACUGUGGCUCUCAAGAUGGGUCGUCUGUCGGAGGAGUGUGAGUAUUUUGCGUAUGGUCUGAGCAGCGCCGGUUCUGAUUGGGUGACGGUGAAGUUUAUGAAGGCUGAUGAUGUCACUCAGCUUCCUGAUGUCCUGGAGAGAGUGAAGUUCAGCUGUCUUGCCUGGAGCCAUGACGCCAAGGGCAUCUUCUACAACUGCUACCCCCUGCAGCAGGGCAAGGCCGACGGCACAGAGACCACCACUAACCUGAACCAGAAACUCUACUAUCAUGUGAUCGGCACCAGCCAAUCAGAGGACGUGUUGGUGGCUGAGUUUCCUGAGCAUCCGAAAUGGCACAGCGGCGUCACUAUAUCAGAUGAUGGACGUUAUGCUGUGUUGUCCAUCACUGAAGGUUGUGAGCCUGUAAACCAGUUGUGGUACUGUGACUUACACCAGCUUCCCAACGGCAUCUCAGGUUUGUUGCCGUGGGUGAAGCUGGUGGACACGUUCGAGGCGCAGUACUCCUACAUCACCAACGAGGGCACUGUCUUCACCUUCCGCACCAACCUGGACGCUCCACGCUACCGUGUCAUCAACAUCGACCUGAAGAAACCUGAGAGAGACAACUGGAGCACGCUGAUCCCUCAACAUGACAAAGACGUCCUGGGGUUUGUGGAAUGUGUGAAUCAGAACUUCCUGCUUCUAAAUUACUUACAUGAUGUGAAGGACACGCUGCAGCUGCAUGAGCUCGUGACCGGACGCUGGAUUCGUGAGCUGCCGCUGGACGUGGGCACGGUGGUGGGGAUCAGCUGCAAGAAGAAACACGCAGACUUCUUCUACAAAUUCACCUCCUUCACCACACCUGGAAUCAUCUACCACUAUGACCUAAGCAAAGUGGACGCAGAGCCCACAGUGUUUAGACAGGUGGAGGUGAAAGGUGUGCAGUUCUCCGAUUAUCAGACCAGCCAGGUUUUCUAUCCUAGUAAAGACGGCACGAAGAUCCCGAUGUUCCUGGUUCAUGCUCGCGGGUUACAGAAGGACAGCUCACACCCUGUCUUUCUGUACGGAUAUGGAGGAUUCGAGAACUCCAUCCAACCCUACUACAAUACAGCGAACCUGCUUUUCGUCAGACACCUGGGUGGGAUUCUGGCCGUGGCUAACAUCCGAGGAGGAGGAGAAUACGGUCAGACGUGGCACAAAGCGGGAACCUUGGCCAAUAAGCAGAACUGUUUCGAUGACUUUCAGUGUGCAGCUGAGUUUCUGAUCCAGCAGAGCUACACCACAGCCAGCCGCAUCUCCAUCAACGGAGCCUCCAACGGGGGACUGCUCGUGGCUGCGUGUGUGAACCAGCGUCCUGACCUGUUCGGCUGUGCCGUGGCCGAGGUCGGAGUCAUGGACAUGCUCAAGUUUCACAAGUUCACCAUCGGUCAUGCCUGGACCACUGACUACGGCUGUGCGGAUGACCACGAGCAGUUCAAAUGGCUCAUCAAGUACUCACCCAUCCAUAACCUCCCGUCAGUGGACUCUGAGGGUCCUCCCUUCCCAGCCAUGCUGCUGCUGACGGCGGAUCACGAUGACCGUGUGGUUCCUCUUCACACGCUGAAGUACGUGGCCACGCUGCAGCACGGUGUGGGCCGGAGAGCCAAUCAGAAACAACCGCUCCUGGUCCGAGUGGACACGCGCUCUGGACAUGGUGCCGGAAAACCCACUGCCAAGGCCAUCCUGGAGGACACACACAUCUUCUCUUUUAUAGCUCAGACACUCGGCCUCCGCUGGAGAGAGUGAGACAGGCAGAGAGUGAGACAGGCAGAGAGUGAGACAGGCAGAGAGUGAGACAGCGAGAGAGACAGCGAGAGAGACAGUGAGAGAGAGAGUGUAUAGGAAGGGGAUGAUGCAAAUUUCUUUAGCAGGAUCACAAUUUCUUAAAUCAUAGAAGGAUCUUCACCAGUCAUGGCAACUGUCUUUUUAAUAAAACUGUACUUUUUAAACUGCACUUUAAUCACUGAUUUCACUUCUACUUGUUUAAAAGCAAAAUUAUAAACUCUUUCUCAUGGGUCUUUGCUUCAUUUUCCUCUCUGGCUGAAUGCCAAAUGCAGUUCUAUCAGGUGUUUAGUGUCCUAGCCCAGUACCCUGUGUAGUGAGCAUGUGUAGUGAACAUAAAGCCAUUUGGUACUCAGUCACAUGGCAGAAAAGAAAAACGAAUCUGAAACAUCGAUCAAGUGAUUUUGGAGAUUUAUUUAAUUUUUUUUUGCUAAAAAUAUCACGGCUUAUAGACCGGAGUGAAAAAAGUAAACUUAUAAAAUAAACUAACCAGUAAAUGAAUCAAAAGAAUCAAUUUGCAUUUCGAUUCUGAGUCGACACACACCGGAGAGAUAAGGUCAGCAGUUACCUGUUAGCACCACCUGGGGGCAGCAGAGCACCGCAGCCGGAGUGUGUAGGGGCAGUAACUCAAGACACUGUGAUGUGUGCCUUUGUGUUUAUAAGAAUUACAACUAAACAAAAACAUACAACCAUAAAGAUACACAACUGAGA